Messenger RNA from Trichoderma aggressivum f. europaeum, 1686 nucleotides. RefSeq lists its product as uncharacterized. Bases 1 to 1686 code for a protein of 561 amino acids. The transcript has a single exon. Gene Ontology annotation, molecular function: dipeptidyl-peptidase activity. NCBI's taxonomy places the organism in Eukaryota, Fungi, Ascomycota, Sordariomycetes, Hypocreales, Hypocreaceae. The record is from RefSeq and is a predicted model, not a curated record.
AUGCCACCCUCCCUAAAGACCAAUCGUGGCUACCUUACUGCAGCCAUCGACUGGUUCGUUGGAUGGAAACAGGGACUCCCGCGCGAAUCGUGCAGCUGGUGUGUCGAGCCCGUCCGUAUCCCGAUGCGCGACGGCAUCGAACUCAGUGGCGACCUUUAUGAGCCGGUCGGACUGCCAAAGGGAACGUCGCCAUCUGGACUCCUUUUUUUAUUCACACCAUAUGGCCGCGGGAUCCUUACCUCAUUGUCCUCGGGGCAUGCAUUUGCCGCUCGAGGUUACCAUGUCCUCAUUGUUAGUAUGCGCGGCACAUUUGGUUCUGGCGGCAUCUGCAUUCCAGGCGAAGAUGAGGCAAGCGAUGCUGCGGAUGUCGUUACUUGGAUGAGGCUGCAGUCGUGGUAUCCUGGUCGCUUUGGAACUAUAGGAGCCUCUUUCUGUGGCUGGGCGCAGUGGUCACUGUUGCGUGACCCUCCAAAAGACUGUGUGGCUUCAGCAAUCUCAGUAGGGCCUCAUGAUUUCUGGGAUUGGCACUGGGGAUCUGGUGCCUUUCGACUUGAACGUGUAACAUGGUCAAAUCUACUGACUCACCAAGAAGAUGCUGCACUUAUUCCUGCUUUGAUGCGUCUGUCUUCAAUCAAACAGUCCGCCGAUGCCGCUCUCGAAUCCCUCCCUGUGAGAGACGGUAUGGCGACUCUCCUUGGACAAGGAGAGUCAUCGGCCAUGGAUGCUGCUAUGAGGCUGUCUCCAGAUGACGCUUACUGGCUGAACAAAAGGCAACAUGAGGCUUUUGAACGCGUCCGCGUCGACAUGCCUAUCCUUCUCACCAGCGGAUGGUUUGAUACUUUUGCUCAGCAGACUUUGAAGCAGUAUCAACGGUUACAACAGCGUGGCUGUCAGGUUGAGCUCAUCAUCGGACCUUGGGAUCAUGGAGAGGCUGGACAGGUAAAGGUUGGUGGAGACGUCUUUCGUUUCAUUGAGAGAACCGUCGGAGGCAAGCAGCCGGAGUCUGACGCUCCGAAACUUCCACGAGCCCGUGUCUUCAUUUCUGGAUCCGACGAGUGGAAAACGAUGGUAGUCUGGCCACAGAAAUCUUCACCACUUGUCAUGUAUCUGGAUGACGACAAGGGCAUAUCGGAUCAACCACCGCCAGAGACGGCUAGUUCUACGUCUUUCACCUUUGAUCCAGCAAAUCCGACUCCAGCUCAAGGCGGACCAUUACUGUUCCCUAUCUCAGGUCGCAUUGAUGAUAGUGGUUACGCCACCCGCACUGACGUAUUGACAUUUACCAGUCGCCCAAUUGAGGAUGAUGACGGUUUAUUGGUGAUGGGCGUACCGUCAGUUCAUCUCAUGCAUUCCUCUGAUACUGGGCAUGCAGAUCUCUGGAUCCGGCUGAGCGAGGUCGACCUGAACGGCGCGUCACACAAUAUCACAGAAGAAUACUGCGCGAUUGAUCCCGAGAGGAACUCUGCAAGCCCAGUGACAGUUGAAUUACGUGAUUGUGCACAUCGGUUCCUCAAAGGAACCAGGAUUCGACUCACCAUUGCCGGUGGCUCAUGGCCGAUCUAUGCGAGGAAUCUGGGUACUGGAGAGAACAGGAUGACGAGUGUGGAUAUGCGUCCAACAAAACACACAAUACAACAUGCCGCAGGACAAUCGCGGCUGAUUUUGCCCAUUCCACUACAAGUGUAG